AUGCUCGAAAACCGCAAGAUCGCCUGCUGUGGCGCACUUUACCUGGUGGACCAGCAUCAGAAUCCAGACCGACAAGUGACACGUCGGGAACAGACGAAGAUGAUUCGGAAGCAUCUUCGGACCCACGCUUACCUUGAUCGCAGCAAGAGGCCAAUCAGUGCCAAAGCAUUCCGGCGCAUCAGGGGGGACAUUGCCAGCGAGAAUGGCAUCUUCGCACAAGCUCUUGAAGACCGCUCUGCCGCUUUAUGGCGAGUGAAGAGUGAUGGCUUGCAACGCGAAAAGCUCGAGCUCUAUGGCUACGAAAGAGACUCCUUCGAUGCCUCGCGCCUCCCUCGCGCUACGCGUGAUACUACAGUCUCUAUCAGCGACUGCGAGAGCGAGGCUAUCGAGCACGAGCCUAUGCCUGGGCAUGUGCAGCAUGGUCCGAUCCGGAGAUCUGUACUUACUGUUCUCACGGACAUCGACGCCGUCAAAAAAGACUGUGACCACAAACAGUACAAAUACGCCGACAAGCAGAGUCGUAUCCGCGCUCUUCGGUUGCUCAUACAUGAGUACGCUCUCACAUACCGAAACAAAGAUCGCAUCUUGGGGCCGGUGACAGACAUUUAUCUCCUGGGUGCGGUGGAGAGUACCUUGGCUCAUGCGCAGGGCAAGUCGAAUAAGACUCGUACGGCCGAAGUCCUUUGGCGGACUGGCACAGAUCAUCUCAGCAAGUCGUGGCUCAGCGUCGCAGAGGUCAACGGGACUAACUUUGCAGAUGAACAAGAUUUGCCGAAACCUGGAACGACUCCUAAGGUUUCGCUCACUUGGGAGGUCGAUAAGAACUUGUCUGGACAUGGGCUCGAUGGGGUCGACCUCAGCCGGGACAGCCAGUCGUUCACCACGCCUGGUCCGUCCAAAAAGCGAAAGGCCCGCACCCAUUCGCUCGACAGGGGUGAAAGCUCUCGAUACAAGAGAGGCUCAGCAGCGACACCACUGCGAGAAGUGCAACGUCUGAGGCUACCGCCGACAUCAUACGCCGAGGCCAGCCAGAGUAGUGAAGACGAAGACCCGGGGAGUAACGAUAAGAAGAGCGAUCGCCUCAACGUGAAGCCCUCAUCUGGAAAUGACACCGCAGGCGCUCUCGCAGCUCUCAGCCGGUCUCUCCAGAUCGUCCUGCAAGACAUCGACCAGGUGGCCGCUCACCACGAGGAUCAAGACUACAAGUACGCGAGCAAGGCAAGCCGUCUACAGGCUUUGGAGUUGCUCAUUCGACAGUAUUCCUUGACCACAAAGAAUCCCGGAGAUCACACUCGCAUUGUGAAGCCGACUGCUCUUCAGCUAGACAGAUCAAUCGGCAAUACAUAUCGUUCGCAUGCCCUAACAGUUCGAGCUCCUGGGACCUCUGUUCGGGGUCUGUGGAACCAGGGCAGCGUGAUUCUGAAGCAGAGUCGGCUUGAUCGAAUGGAGCGGCAGGCAACGGACUUUGCAAAGAUUCGUGGGCUUCCGGCCUAUGGCGCGUUCCCGACAGUGUCGAGGAGACAGGAGGUGACGGAAGCUCUUCAGAAAUGGGAUGCUACGGUUGAACCCAGGGAUGCCACAGAAGUGACGGAGGCGCCAUCAGUGCAGGGCGCUGAUACAGCACUCAAUCUACAGUCACCCACCAACAGAAGUAUCGUCAGCGAACAGAAAGGUCCAGCUCACCAUGUUGAUAGUAAUGAACAACUGCCCGAGCGAGAGCAUGCCACACAACCGACCGCUUCAACCGCCAGUCUCAGUACACACCUCGAUCAGCUACUUGCGACAAUCCAGCGAAGCGUCACUACCACACUGCAAGACCUCCAGCUCUUCGCAAACCAACCCACACCCACCCCCAAAACCAGCAACAAGGCAAUGGACGAACUAUUCCAGCACUGCUGGGGCCCGCAAUGGCGCAACGUCUGCCCAGACUUGGGCAGGAACGACCUCCUCAGCGCCGCCAGCACCCUGAAAGCUCUGAUCUGCGCCUUCGUGCACCAUAAGCUUCUACACAAAGACCUGGCGUGGCCUAGAGAUAUUUGCCUUGAGCGAAUCAUCUUCGGGCUCACAUCCACGGACCCUUCCAAGACACAGCAAGCUCACCAGGACCUCCAAACUCUCUUCGCCCAGACUAUCGAGAACGCAGACGGCGCUCCACAACACCCGGUCAUCCGCGACUUCACGGCGGAGAACACUGCGGACCUCAAAGCUGUGCUUGAACCCUACUGCGAGUCCUUGCUGCUCCUGGCCACUGCGCUGAAAACAGACCUAGAGGUCGGCGAUGUAGCGGCGCUGCGGGAGGGGUCUACAGACCGUGCGGCGGAUAUUUGUGCCAGGGCGAUGGAUCUGAGGGUUGCUGCCAUGAAGGCUGCAGCUGAAUAUGAGUUUUUGUGGCCAGUGGUCGGGCAUGGUGGAUCGGUGCAGAGGGAGGGUGUCGAGGUUGUUGGGAGUGGAGAGGUUGCUGAGAUGGCGUAUACCAUGGCUCCUGGGCUUAGAGUCAGAUGCGAGAAGGGUGGGGAGAAUGGACGGUGA
Molecule: messenger RNA, 2529 nt
Organism: Fulvia fulva
Lineage: Eukaryota; Fungi; Ascomycota; Dothideomycetes; Mycosphaerellales; Mycosphaerellaceae
Exons: 2
Coding region: 1-2529 (842 amino acids)
Source: RefSeq, a predicted model, not a curated record